AGCCCGGGCUCGAGCUCCUCGCGGCGGGGUUGGCGCGCCGGCCCGAUGGCGUCUGCGGCGUACGGCGAUUGCGGCGCAGCCUGCGAGGCGAGCUCGAGGCAGCCGGCCGCGGAGCAGACCGACGGGGACAGCGCGGGCCUCGCGACGGAGGGCUGCCGGCAGAGAGGCCCGCACUUCCGCGGCGAGACCGGCGCGGCGGAGAGGCCUCUGGAAACUGCGAGCAGCGGCGACCUGAGGUACGAGGGGUUCAUGUUCCCUCACAAGCUCGACCGCGGGUGCCUCGAGGAGGAGGAGAAGGAUGACGACUCUUCCGACGAGGACACGGACCCGCCAGAGUCUCAGUGGGGUCUCAGCUUCCCGCAGUCCCUCAUGAAUGCCGACUGCGUCCUCCCGAAAGACCCAGUGGAGCGGGAGAAGUGGGUGAACCGGGGGUGGAGAGCAGCUCAAUGUUGUGGCGGCACGUUGCUGGUACUCGCGCUGAUCUUCGACGAGAUGGACUGAGCACAGCGGGGUGUCUGAUUCGGCUCUGCUUUGGGUUCGGGUCGGUCAGGGAAACAGAGUGGAGUUGGAGAAGGCACGACCCAUGUGCCCCGCUUCGGGAUGCUGAGCCGUCCGUGGCGCUGCAUGUUGCAGUUUGCUCUUAUGAACAUGCCCCCCGCAGCGCACCGCGCAAUUCUCUGUGUGGCCCAGAGCCCUGAGCAGGCUUGGCCGCGCGGCGCUGGGGAAGCUAGCCGCCAGGUGCGGACCCUGUGGCGGUGCUCUCCCACGUGAGGAGGGAGGGAGACCCGUGCACCUGCAUUUUCCCGACGGCUGAGGCCCGCGCCAGGCGGCCGGCGGAGGCGGCCCUCGUUCUUUCUUGUAUGCGUUUCCCCGUGGCCGCGGGCGGCGUGCGCAGAGCAGCGACGCUGGCCCGGCCCCGGCGGUGCCACCGCAGCCGGAGGGGGGGGGC
Messenger RNA from Prorocentrum cordatum, 949 nucleotides. NCBI's taxonomy places the organism in Eukaryota, Dinophyceae, Prorocentrales, Prorocentraceae. The record is from the annotation of a GenBank genome assembly.